Molecule: messenger RNA, 3379 nt
Organism: Drosophila elegans
Lineage: Eukaryota; Metazoa; Arthropoda; Insecta; Diptera; Drosophilidae
Exons: 3
Coding region: 233-3091 (952 amino acids)
Source: RefSeq, a predicted model, not a curated record
CGAAUCGGUCUUUAUAUCAGCUAAAAAUUGUAUUCAGUCGAGAAACAAAACAAGUUAACAAUAAUUCAAAUUUGAUUUCAAUAUCAGCAAUACCGAUACUCGAUAUCAGCAAGUGCCAAUUGUUCGCGCUAUCGAUACAUUUAAAUUUUAAGAAAAGAAGGCAAAUUGUUGUAGUUUCUAGCAAAAAUAAGACAUUUUUAGGGUAAACUAGUGAAAUUCCGAAUUGGGAAAGAUGAUAACCGAAAAGCAGCAUCCGCUGGACAAUUGCGAGCUGUUUGUCCAGCUGAGGAUGACCUUCCAGGAGAUCAGCAAGAACAACAAGAACAGCAAGAGCCUUAAAAACAUUAUUUAUUGGAGCGGAAAUGAGGAGCACAUUGCCGAGAUUUGCAACCGCGUGGCGCGGCUAUUGCUGGAGCACGAGCUGAUCCUCCAGGAACCGCAUGCCAGGCAGCCGGAGGAGGAGGAUGACCUGGUGGCCCGUCCAGUUGGUCCGGAGGCCAUGAAUCACCUGCGCGGCCUGCUUGUCUACCUGGUGCUUAACACGGCCAACGAGCAGCACGAAGAGCACUCCCAAUGGAGCCAGAAGUGCUUCCAUUUGUGCGGCCAACUGCCGGCCAUACCGCAAUUCCUGACCAUUGCCAUUGCCUUGAAGUGUGGCCUGCAGCAGCCGCUGGAGGAGUUGCUGGCCUGCGGGCCACGCUGGCUGACCACCCAGUACUUCGAUACCUUCAACCAGACUCUGUCGCACGUGCACAAGGAUCCCCUCGAUGUGCUGCCCUUGAUAUUCGGCGUUCUAAAGGCAGCCGGUUGUGCCAUCGUCCAUCAUAAUCUGCCCGAAGCCAAUGGGCGGUUGAUUAGCCUGAUGUCCGGAAUGUUGCAUCGUCAUCUCCUAACCUCUGAGGAGCGCUUGAAGAAGGAGCUGCCGGCGUCCAGGCGCGACAUUUACCUGGCUCAGGUCACGCAGCAGCUGAUAGAGCUGCUUUUGGACAUUCUCGACGAUGUGAAGGGACAGCAGAAGCCCAAGAGCUUCACCAUUUACAGCCAGAUGAGCGUCGACAUCAGUGGCAGCUACUCAACGGAUGCCAAAAAAGAUCUGCACCUCUAUGCCCUAGUCUUGUUGGACGCAAUUCAACGCGCUUUGCAGCCAGUCAGCGUGUAUACCUACAUGAACUGGUUGGAUAUGCAAUCGCCGCGUUUGCUUUAUAGCUACCAGGAGCUAAUCUGUAGCCAGGCGGCCGAGAUGCUGCAAUUGGCCCAGCAACACAAGGAUCUCGGGCAGCAUGAGGUCUGCAAGCAGCUGAAGACUUUUGCGGACGCAGCCAAAAGCUUUGAACAACGCCUCAAAGAGCUGACCAUUGGCGAACUGUUGGGCUUUCUGGACGGUGAUCUUGGCGUGGCCACCAAUGAGCAGCUACUCGCCGGACUGACCAAUCUCUUUGACCGCUCCAUUGCCUAUGGCAAUGAUGAGUGCGUGGAAACGAUGGCCAAGCACAUAGAGCUGCUCACUCCGAUGCAUGCCCAGAUGAUACAGGUGCAUUUGUCCCAUGUGGUGGAGGCCAAAAAGAUGGCCGAAGAGGAGGAAGGCAUUCAAAUCAAGGAGGAGGAGAAUGACAAUAAGGAACCCAUGAGUUUGAGCGAGGAUGAGGAGGAAGAGGAGGAGGAGGCGUAUGCCAGCCUGCUGAACUUGGUUCUGCGUCCGCUGUUUCAGCAAUUAAGCUUAAGCGAAAAGAUCAAUUUUCUGCAAAUGCGCGAUGCGCUCAAUGUGACAACGGGUGGCUUUAAGUUUGAGGCACCGGAUCAUCAGAACCGUCGCGUACGCUUCUUCAAUCACUUGCAGCUUGACACGGCAUUCCCGUGUGACGAGUUCCUCACUCUGUGCUAUGAGAAUGCGGAGAAAACGUGGCUCGAUUUCGCCCGCCUGGGCAUGAAGCACCGGCGCUUUGGAGCGCUCUUCUGGCGCCUAGCCUGCAACUGUGCCCACCAUGCUGUCAACCAGAUGAGCCACUGUGCCAGGGAACUGCUGCUGGACGACCAGCUGCUGAUGAAGGCGAACGCCUCCCGUUUCCUACUCUCGUUAUAUGGCCACCAGCUGAUCCUCAACGGCCUGCGUUUGGUCUCGCGCCAGUAUUAUGUCUGCCUGAAGGCAGGCGCCUGUCCGUACGAAAAGGAGCAGCUGCAGCAGGCACAGGCCCAGUUCCUCGAGGGCUGUGCCGCUGGCCUGGCCGCUUUCAGUGAGACCUUGGACUAUGCCAGCCUGCAGCGCAUCCUGCGUUUGCUCUUCGAAAUUGCAGCGACCGAGAAGAAGCUGCAGCGCUUUGGCUGCCAGCAGAUGAGGAGUAUUCAGAGGGAGCUUGGGAAAUCACCGAGUGGAGAGGGAGAACCAGAAGAUGUCCAGGUGGCCAAGCAUUAUCUGUCCAUGCACGCCCUUCUGCCCGAGUGGCGACAGGAGAACAUCAAGCUGAUCUCCCAGCUGAUGGCCACCAUAGAUGCGCUGCGCUGGGAUUUGACCACCUUUGAGCGUGCCCGCGUGGACUCUUUGGGCCUGGCAGUGCGCUAUUGGCGCGAGAAUUUUCCCCACCUGAAGAUUUUGAGCGAAGAGUUCCGUCAGAAAAUCGUGGAUGUUGCGACCCAGUUGAGAUUCAAGGACUUUUGGGCGAUCAGACUGGAGAAGGGAAGAUUUAAUUACAAUCAGCGUUUCAUUAGUUUGGUGACCCAGGCCAGCGGAGCGGAGGCCACCAAACUUUUCGCCCAGAUACUAAAAAAUCGCUCCGAUCACUUGCUUAUGGGCGAAUUAAGCGAGGCCGUGGUGCAGGCCAACUGCCAGUCGGCUUUGGAUGCCUUUAAGUACCUUUUCUGGCGCUAUUUGAUCGCCUUUCGGCGUCACUUCAAGUACGGCAAACCAAACAGAAGGUGCCGCCACUGGGAUCAUUUAAUGGUCAUUGUGAACAAGUCCCCGUUCUCAAUUCGCAAUGAAAUCAUGACCGAAGCUUGCAAGGGUUUCUAUUCGCGCUAUCGCAACAUUCUAACCGGAUAUCCUACCCAGAAACAAGCCAAUCCAGACCCCUUGGAAUCGGAUUUGAAAUCGAUGUAAAUGGAUUUGAUCUUUUUACCGAAGUAUCUGCGCUAGUCUAAAACUUGGAAUGGUGUGAAGCGCCCAAAUACCUUAUGAACACUCGGAUUAUUUAUUGAAUCACCAAGAUUGAAUAUGUACAAUCUUAGGAUUCGGAAAACUGCAUUUAAAAAGACAAGCAAAAUGAGUCUUCUAAAUUACAUAUAUUUUUAAUUUCCAAUGCCAUUACUUUCUCUUAAAUCUCUUAAUUUACUUUUUAAGUACUGGAAGUUGUACAACAAAUUCCUUUUCCAAUGCGCAUCAAAUAAA